GAGCCCGCCGCCGCCUCCGUCGUCAUUGCCAAGGAACUUCGGUACUGCACGUCUGGAAACCGACAGUACAUGUAGUUCAGAUCAUGUAGCAAACAAUAUGACCUCUGAGAAGACUCAUCAAUCGAGCAGUAUCAAGGAGGAGUCGGCUCCACCCUCGUCCGAUGGAGCAGGCUUCACAUUCUUCAACAUCUCCCAUCCUUCAGAAGCUAGAAGCUCUCAGUAUCGCAGAAAAGUCCGCAGUAAUGUCACCAAGCAACAACAUCGCGUCCGAAAACCCCACACCACGGCUAAAAGCUUCAGGCCUUUCCAGCCUGAUGCAAAGACGGGCCUAUCCUUGACCCGACAGGAGAUUGUGGCAAUAGAUUCCCCCGAGUCACAGGAAUUUCAAGACGCAGUGCAGAGCCGUGUCGGAUGGGUAGAUGAGAGCUGGAGUAGCACAAACGCUUCCCAGACUCCCACAGUGGCCUCGUCCAGUUCCACAACCACACCUGAUGCCAAACCUGAAUUACCAUCUUCCUCUCGGCCCCGAGUUCAGAUUAAGCGGGAACGCGUGAUCACACCUCCGGAAUUGAUUAAUUCGAUCAAUUCAGAAUCAACUACAUCUGUCACAAAUUCUGGCUUUGAGAAACGCAGAAAGAUUUCACUGACUUUCAUAAACGAGACUGGUCACAGCUUGGACGACCACGAGGACGAGGAUAUCAGCCCAGGUCAAGCCAACGAGCAAGCCAUUGUACGCCAGCCACGAACUCCUUCCCCAGAAAAAAUCAGCGUCGCUCAACACGAUCCCUUCAAUUGCUUCACGGUUCCAUGGCAACCCUGGUACGACGGCCUCCUCCACUACAUGAUGACAGUCUUCGCCCGACGCGCCUGGCCAACCCUCAAGAUCACAUCAGCAGAAGGCAUGAAAUGGGAAACCUUCAUGACUCAACACGCAAUGGAAGAACCCGCACUCUUCUACGUCCGCUUACUAUUCGCCUCAGGCGAACUCGUCCAAGUCGGAUCUCUCCGCCGCGAACGCUCACAUUGGCUGCAAGCGCAAGCGAUAGCAGUCAUCAAUGAAGCCCUUUCAGAUCCCAAGCGGUCAAUAUCCGAUGGCCUCAUACUGGCAGUCGGUCGGAUUGCCCUACACGAAUGCAUGUAUGGGAAUCGAGAUGCUGCGACUCAUAUGCAUCGACCAGCGCAGAAACGAAUGAUUGAUUUGCGUGGUGGGAUGAAACAGUUGGAUUUUCCGCCUUUGGUGAAGAGGUUGAUGCGGUGGUCUGAUAGGGUCAUGUCAAUGUAUGGUAAUACGGAGCGUAUGAUCCCGGAUAAGGACGACGAUGAUGAAGGGACGUAUGAUUUGAAACAGAGUCUUAAUGCUUUUGAGGUUUGGGCACCUGAGCCGGGAAAGGCUUUGCGGAAAAGAAUUGCUAUUGAUGAUUUGGUAAACUAA
Messenger RNA from Cercospora beticola, 1432 nucleotides. RefSeq lists its product as uncharacterized. The record is from RefSeq and is a predicted model, not a curated record. Lineage: Eukaryota; Fungi; Ascomycota; Dothideomycetes; Mycosphaerellales; Mycosphaerellaceae.